UAACUAACAAACGGUCGGCUGGUGACACUUUAUUUCCUCCACCUCACUAAGCAUUGAAGGGCCGGGCCUAGUCACCGCGUAGGAACCGGUCAUCGGGAAACACGAGAAGCCUCAGCAAAGACUCCAAAGAGACCGCUGCGUACCUGGCCUCCCUCUCCUAAGUCGGCUUUCGCUCCGCUGCCGUCAUGAAUUAGCUAUUUAGACGGUUGGAUCGAGCGGCCAAAACGUGUGCGAAGUCAACAGCGUCGGGCUGUCUGUAGCGGACACCGCUCCGCAGCGGGACAAAAUGGGUUGCUGCCUCUCUCGGGACGGGGGUCCCAACUCCCCAUACCCUGGCGGCGCCAGCUCUGGCUCCGCCCGAGCGAUCAAUGAAGCGCCCUCAGCGGCCGGCGCGCCAGGCUCUCACGCAGGAAAUGAUGACUCCGCUCUCUCCCCUGGCUCUGCAUCACGACGGGGGCGGGGCAGACAUAGCCAACAACCCCUGGCACAGCAUAUCAACAGGCCCCUUAGACGGCAUGAAUGGACCAGUCACGACCGGCAAUGGACCCCCGUCGCCCUCCGGCGGGAACGGGUCGAGUUCUUCGACACGCGAGUCACGGGAAGGCAGGAAGUAUGGCAGACCUUGCACGCCGCACUCGAGAUACUCUGGAUCGCCGACGAGGCUGCCCGCAACGGCCAGUCGGCCCGGCGAGUGAGCGAGGACGAUGGGCCGAGCGAGGAAGACCCGGCUGUGGCUCUGGCAACAGCGCAGAGUAUCCUCGAUGCGGCCGACAUCACCCUGCCAACUGGAGACUUAUAUAACGGGGCGUACGACGCAUUUGGGAAUUACUACCAGCUUCCACAUCACAUCGUAUCGGAUCCUACAAAUCUGGUGUGGAGGCCUGGCGGGACGGAGGAUGAUGAUCUUGACGAUUCCAAGGCCGACCUUGAGGGUGAGGAACCGAUUGAGGGGAGACACGAUCCAGACGACGAGACCGAGCGGCGCCGUGAGGAGAAAGGCAAGGCGGUCGUCGACAUACGGGAUCAAAUCACCGUCAAGGCUAGGCUGAGCGAUGGGUCCAAGGACGUCAAUGUUGCCGUGGACAAGGCCGACACCGUUCGGUACCUUGCUAGGCUUAUUGCAGAGGAGGCGCAGCUGCACUCAACCAAGAGGAUACGCGUCGCCUACAUGGGCAAGAUCCUAAAGGAGAAUACCCCGCUGUUAGCGCAGGGCUGGAAGCAAGGGCAUGUGGUCAACGCCCUUGUGUUCAACCGGUAGGGACACUGUUUGCCCAGCUGCAGUCGAGGCCCCUCACUCCCAUUAGACCCUUCUACGUAUCUUCGAAGGCUCUCAUGACAUCCCUCAGCGCCUGCCUGACUCUUUCUCGGGGCUGGUUCACCAAACAGCUUGACUUCUUGUUCGUCUCGGGUGUUCACGAGAGACAAAAUGAGCUGUGCGACCUCCUGCCGGUACUUUGACCUCGAG
Canariomyces notabilis is the source of this 1465-nucleotide messenger RNA. RefSeq lists its product as uncharacterized. The transcript is spliced from 3 exons. The record is from RefSeq and is a predicted model, not a curated record. Bases 287 to 1258 code for a protein of 323 amino acids. Lineage: Eukaryota; Fungi; Ascomycota; Sordariomycetes; Sordariales; Chaetomiaceae. Gene Ontology annotation, molecular function: protein binding.